Messenger RNA from Osmia bicornis bicornis, 5633 nucleotides. RefSeq names its product guanine nucleotide-binding protein subunit alpha homolog (gene cta). Gene Ontology annotation, biological process: Rho protein signal transduction; adenylate cyclase-modulating G protein-coupled receptor signaling pathway. The transcript is spliced from 4 exons. The coding region runs from base 911 to 2113 and encodes 400 amino acids. Gene Ontology annotation, molecular function: G-protein beta/gamma-subunit complex binding; GTPase activity; D5 dopamine receptor binding. Gene Ontology annotation, cellular component: heterotrimeric G-protein complex; brush border membrane. The record is from RefSeq and is a predicted model, not a curated record. Lineage: Eukaryota; Metazoa; Arthropoda; Insecta; Hymenoptera; Megachilidae.
GGAUAAAGAAAAAAAAAGAAAGGCCUUCCGACGAAUGACAGCACGCAAAACCGAUCACGCGGCCGAACCGGGAGGUGUGCUUUCGGUCGGUGUCAUAGACCGUGUACGUGUUCCUAUACGUGUGUGCGUUACGGCAGUAUCUCACAACAAAUAUGUCGUGGUGGGGAGUACGUUUUUCCGUUCGCCGUUUCGCAUAUUUCUUCCCCCGCAUUAUUAUUAUGUAGUUUGGCAUAGGUGAACCCCUGCUGCAUGCUCGUUUCGAUUGAAAAAAAAAAACGGUGCAGGUGUGUAUAAGUACGCGUGAUACGAUUCUGUUUAACUGUGGAAGAUUUUCUUCGAAUCAAAGACGACCGGAGAGUCGUCUGAAUAGUCGGGGAAUAAAGUGCGAUGAGAACGAUGCGCGAGUUAGCUCUCCUACUCGGUAAUUAGAACGAUUAUUUAAUCAUGUUCAAUUCGCGAGGAACCAGAGAAGAUCGUGGGCAGCUAGCGGCGUGAGUCUCGCGAUUAACGGUAGGUGUGGAAGUAUCGCGUCGAGUAGAAAACGACGUGUGUUGACGUUGGUUCGCUGCUCGGAUUCCCGGCUACGCCUAAGUGAGAAAUGCGGUUCUGAAUCGCGACGUGCGUCGAUCCCGUGUAAUCACGAACAGGUUGUUCACGGGUGGCUCCUUCGAUACGUGCAUUACAUUACGAUAAACUUACUACUCGUGAUUGGAUACUUGUGUGCGAUUCCACGCGCGCGCGCGCUUGCGUGUGUGUGUGUGUAGUGUACUCCUCUGUGUCUCUUUCUCUCUCUCUCUUUCUCUCUGUGUACGCACGGUGUUUAGAUAAUCAAGGAUAUAUACUCCUUCGGAAGGACGGCCUGACACGGAAGAAACGCCGGAAGGAAGGAAGAGGGUAGCAGGGUAGCAAGAUGGCGGGAUCCUUAACGUGGUCGUGUACUUGUUGCCUGCGUUUCAAGUUCAGCCCCGAGGAGAUCGAGCAGCGUUACAAAAGUCAAGAAAUCGAUCGGAUGCUGGAGAAAGAUCGUCAAGCACUCCGACGACAGGUCAAGUUGCUGCUCCUCGGGGCGGGUGAGAGCGGAAAGUCGACAUUCCUCAAACAGAUGCGAAUUAUUCACGGAAUUAAAUUUGAGCCUGAAUUAAUUAAGGAAUAUCAACAUGUAAUUUAUCAAAAUAUAAUUAAAGGAAUGAAGGUAUUGGUAGAUGCUCGUGAUAAGUUAAAUAUUCCAUGGGAAAAUCCUAAAAACUAUGAUAUUGGUUAUCAGUUAUUAAAGGUUGAAAAUACUAUGGUAUUAGAUGCUAGAUUGUUUCUCCAUUAUGUACCAGCGUUACAAAGUUUAUGGAAAGAUGCAUCGAUCAAACAAGCCUUUGAUAGGAGAAGAGAAUUUCAAUUAGUAAGACACCUUUCAUAUUUUAAGAAAUUAGUAAACAAAUCAAAGCUACUUUUGUACUGUUAUUUUUAUAAUACUAUUUUUUUGCUUUUACAGAGCGAUUCAGUUCAGUACUUUUUGGACAGUCUUGAUAGGAUUGCUAGAAUGGAUUAUGUACCUACACACCAAGAUAUCUUACACUGUAGAAAAGCUACAAAAGGAAUUUCUGAAUUUGUUAUACAAAUUAAUAAUAUUCCAUUUCUGUUUGUUGAUGUCGGAGGGCAAAGAUCUCAAAGACAAAAGUGGUAUCAAUGUUUUGAUUGCGUUACUUCUAUACUUUUUCUUGUUUCAUCAUCAGAAUUUGAUCAAGUGUUGUUAGAAGAUAGGAGAACAAAUCGGUUAGAAGAAUCAAGAAAUAUAUUUGAUACAAUAGUUAACAACAUGAUAUUCGGUGGUGUGUCUAUUAUUUUAUUCUUAAACAAAACUGAUUUAUUGGAUAAAAAAGUAAGAUCACCCGACACAAAUGUUCGUUGGUAUUUCCCACAAUUCACAGGAGAUUCACAUUCCAUGAAGGAUGUGCAGAAUUUUAUACUAGACAUGUUUAUAUCUGUUAAAAGGGACCCAAGAAAACCUCUUUUUCAUCACUUUACUACCGCUGUUGAUACAGAAAAUAUAAAAGUUGUGUUUAAUGCAGUCAAAGACACAAUUUUGCAUAGAAAUCUGGAAUCGUUGAUGCUCCAAUAAUGAUGAAUGUGUGUAAAAAAAAAAGUGAAAUAAUUUCCAAUUCAAAGGUACGCGUUCAACGUUUAGUAUUUGGUAUAUAGUGAAGUGAAAUUAGUUGAAAAAAAUAUUAGGACAUCAAGUUGGAAAGAAGUUCUGGUAAGACAAUAUAUAUAUUAUAUAUAUUGUAUCAAUAUAAAUCAUACGAUUACCUCCGUUGACAACGGUAAAUUAAACGUUUUCAUAAUAGUUUUAUACAAAGGAGGGAGUAAAAACUGCCUAACGGAAACAUGUAUUGAAAAUUUUUAACACUGUAUACACUAUAUAUACAUAUAUACCUAUACACUGAUAAUAUAUUUCCAUCCUUUUUGAUGAAUAUUGAAUAUUAAAGGGUUGUAAGAAGACUAUUAUAUACAAUUUAUUGUACAUAGUUAACUUAUGUUCUAUACAUUGUCAAUAAUAACGAUUUUACAUGUUUGUAUAAAAAAAAGGAUCAGUUUGCUAAUAGUUUAGCUAAGAUUUUUCUAUUUUGUACAGAUAUUUAAUCCAGUGCUUCUUUUUAUAUUAAAAUAUAUAAUGAAAAACGCUGGUCAUAUAACCAGCUUUCACAAACAUAAGAAUAACUUAUUUUUUACUUACGCUUGAAUUAUCUUUGUUAACAUUGAAUAUAGUAAGUAACGAGGAAACCAAAUACUAGAUUCAUGCCAUAUAAACCAAAUGAAACUAACCAGUUUGUGUUCAAAUUGCUGUGUGCAAAAUUGUUAAUUUUUACAUAAUUUUUUUUGCAUUUCAUUUAAAAAUGGUAUACAGGAUUUCAAUGUUUCAAAAUAGAAAUAGAAAUUCUUGUACCUUGAUAUUCAUCAUAUUUUUGAUUUAUUGUUUUUGUACUUCUCUAAAUUAAACUUAUUUUCUGUAGCACACAAUAAAUUAUAUUUUGUAAGCAAUUAUAAUUUAAAUUAAUAUAGUCCUGAUAGUUCAAUAUUACUUUUCUGUUGUAACUUAAACCUCCAGUAUUUGCUGCAACAAAAAAUCAUAUAAAGAAAGAUCAUUAUAAUGGAUAUAGUAGAUUUUGUUGAAUAAUUAAGUAGGAAGUGUUUUGCUAAACUUUGGUUUAAAUAGCUGGUCCUUGAUUAAACAUUUAUUUCUUUAAGAAAAAAAUUUAUAGUAAUCAGUAUUAUUAUUUUUCGUAUGCAAAGGUUCAAAUAAAGUUUGCUUUUCAAUCCCAUAAGAUAGCAGUUUUCCAGAAUAUAUUAAUUUAUUAUUUUAUAAACACAUGACUUAUACAUAUUUUUUUCAUAAACUUUUGUUCCCGCAUGUUACAUGGCAAUUUACAUUAUUUCAUUCAAUUAAGAUGGAAGAAUUGUAUUACAACAAAGGCAAGCUAUUGAUUAAGAUGUUCUCUUUUUGUCAAGAAAAUUAUACACAGUUCAGAUUUUUUAAUAACAGGGAACAGCAUUUUCUAUUGGCAUUAUAAACACCACUGUAACCAAGGAUUUUAUGUAAUAAUAUUUAUGGUAAAACCAAAGAAUUUUAAAACUAAUAAAUUUUCUAUGUAAUUUAUUUUUUACUAGUUUAGUGUAAUGCCUAAUGUUAAAACCACAUUUAUAUUUAUACACACAGCUAUUUUUCCAUUCUGAUCAUUUAUUACAUAAAAUCUUUGUUCCCUUUGUUCUUUAUACAAAAAGAAAGAAGAAAAACAUUUAAAAAUUGUAUUGAGAAUUAAUUAUACCUGGAGCUAAUGAAAAUAUUUUGUUAUGUUUGUAUAUAAGAGAUUUUUAGGUCUAAUGUAAAAAAUAUAAAAUGUUAGAUGAUUGAAUUUUUACAUAGCUAUUCGUAUCAUGUAAAAAUAAUGCGAAACUUUAAUAAUUGGUAUAUUUUCUUAACUGAUACAUUUUACAUUCCUAUAAGCUUAAACAGGUCAAUUUUUAAUUGAUAUUCUUAGAGUAUUUUUAAAUCGUAUCACGUUUUUAAGAACAUUAUUAUUGCCUUUAACAAAACAUUGUUUUGAAAAGUGAAUUAUACACAAUUUUAUACAAUUUACAUACUUGUAUACAGAAUUUAUAUAUUGAUACUCACCGAGAAUAAUGUCUGUAAUUUUUGUAGAGAUAUUUUAAAGGAGCCUAUACUCUUUAUAAUUCACAAAUUAACAACCGUAUCUGUGAAUUUGUAUAGGUGUAAUAUGUAUAAAAUUUUUAUCUUAUAGAAAACUUUUAUGAUACUUACAGCUUUUAUAAAUUAUGCAGUUCAUUUUGUAAAGAUGUAAACGUGAUAUUGUUACUCUAAUUAAUUAAUAAAUCACAGUUCAUUAUACGUUCACUUGAAACAUACAGAAUAUUACUAAACUUUUAUAUUAUAUCGGUUACAUCACAUUUAUGUAUCAUUUAAGUUUUCUAUCGAACUGUUGUAUAGUAGUUAAAUAAAGAAAAAAAUUAUAAAAUAUUACAAGUCGUAAAUGUAACAUGUUUAAAUAUGGACUGUGAAAACAUAAUAACUUUGUGAUAGAAUGUCGUGAAAAGUAAAAGAAAAAUGAUUUUUAUAUUUUAGAUAUACAGAAAUUACUUUAAUCUGUUCAGCCUAAUCAAUUUUAUACAUUUCAGUCUACAUGAAAAAAGAAAAAGGAAAUUUAAAUAUUCUACGAUUAUGAUAUCGUUGGCAAUGAUACAGCAGUGUUAUAUAUAUAAAUAUAUAUACGUUUAAAACAAUUUUAUUAUGAUUUGUACUAUAUUUACAACUAGGUACUUUUAUAUUCAUACCUACAUUCUCAAAUCAUGAAGAAAAUAUAUAUACAUAAUGAAUCUUUCAUUAUUAAAAAACACAUUGUGAUUAUUGCCUAUUAUAUAAUUAUCUUUUAUGCUGACACACAUUCAAUCUGUAUGUCACUGACAUUAUUAAUUGUACAGAAAUGUUUUUCUACAAAUCAAUUUCAUAAAUUCAUAGCAAUAUACAAUUUCAUUAUACAGGAUGUUCUGCUUCAAACAGGCCACCUAAAUAUCUUUUCUAUUUGUUAUAAUACCAGACAGAUUUUUGUUAUGUAAUUUAAAUUGUUUUAAAAGACAAAUCAGAUGGAAAUUUUUUUAUAUACAUAUUAAAUGACCUGUUUUAAGUGGAACCCCCUGUAUAUACAUUUAUAUAUAAAAUUGUUGAAUAGUAAUUUGUUAAAAAAGUUAUACAAGCAACAGUUUAAAUAUGAUCAAAUAUUUUCUUAUAAGUUUGUAUAACACUGAUCAAAAUUAAUAAAAUAGAUAGAACAGUUUUUAAUAACUGAAAGUGCAUACAGGUUUUUCAAGUAAUUGAAACAUUUCACAAUGUCUAUUUUAUAACUCAAAGCAAUAGGACUGUUCUAUCUGUUACCAGUAGCCAUUUGUAUGCCCAAAUUUCAUUUUAUUUGUACUUGUCUAUACAUGAUCUAAAGAAUGUAGAUAUAUAUUGUGCCUAUAUGUACUGUAUUUAUACAAAAGCAUAUUGUAUAUUUGUAUAUAAACAUAUUUUACAUAAAAUAUUGUAAUAACGUAGUCUAUUCACAUAAACAAUAAAUAAAACUUUA